Trichobilharzia szidati is the source of this 533-nucleotide messenger RNA. The record is from the annotation of a GenBank genome assembly. NCBI's taxonomy places the organism in Eukaryota, Metazoa, Platyhelminthes, Trematoda, Strigeidida, Schistosomatidae.
AAAUGGUAUUGAGGAUUGGACAUUAGUUCCGGGCGUUUUGAAAAUCAAUCAGCAAUGGCAAAGUCGAGUGCUGUGCCGAAAUCCAAUCUUCCGGAGGACGAACUGUACGAGAUAGAAAAACAGGAAUUUGAAACUGGACCACUUUCUGUACUCACCGAUGCAGUUAAAAACAAUACUCAAGUGUUGAUCAACUGCAGAAAUAAUAAGAAGCUUUUAGCGCGAGUGAAAGCAUUUGACCGACAUUGCAAUAUGGUGUUGGAAAAUGUUAAAGAGAUGUGGACUGAAGUGCCUCGACCGGGUAAAGGUCUGAAAAAGUCUAAACCAGUGAACAAGGAAAGAUUCAUCAGUAAAUUGUUUCUGCGUGGUGAUUCUGUUAUUCUGGUGCUUCGAAAUCCACUGGCGACUGCUGCAGCUGCUGCCCCCAGAUCAUGAAACUGUUUUUCGUUCAUUUUCUAUUUCUUUAUCAAAAUGUUGGUUUUGUGAAUAAACAUGUAACUACUUGUAUAAAAAAAAUACUUUCAUAAAUUCACUGA